CUUCCGUAACGGGAUGUUAUCAAACACUGAGUCUUGUAUAACAACGAGGGCUUUCUGGAGGACGCCUUCUUUUUGCUGCAAAUGUCGCAGAAGGACCACUCUGAAAAGGACAUUUGGGAGUAUAAACCCCUCGAGAAGAAACAGAAGAGACGUGAAUCGCCUUCUGUGACUGGUGCUGUGGCCAAGAGAAGAUGCACCUCCAGAAAAACGUCCAAGAGAAACAUUCCUUCUUCAGUCAAGUCACCUGGCAGUGCUGUUAAAGUCAAAGCUGCAGAUGGUGGCGAUGUCAGUGCUGCUCAUGUUGAUAAAGAAGAGCACAGCAGCUCAGUGACACCCUCAACGCCUUCUGCAAAUCAUGAGACACUCACACGUGACUUGAAUCCAGCUGAGGGACCAUCCUCUGGACACUUUUGUCCCAUCUGUCAGAUGCCAUUUUCCAUAUUGGUGGUACAGUCUCAAAGGUGGCAUGUUGCUGAAUGUCUUGACACCCCCAGGGACACAUGCAAAGAGUGUCCAGCUGGCCUCCGCUGCUCCUCUACCAUUCCAAACCAUUACAAGAUAUUCAACCAUACACUUCUGGCCCACAGUCGGGCAAACAGCGACACAGGUUUCCUCAGUCUGUCCCAGCAGGCGGGGACCAGCGGGGAGCCUAAUCUCAGUUCUCUCCCAGGACUGAAAGACUCUGAGGGUAAUGACUCUGCUUUAGAGACGUCACAGGACAGUGCUUUCAGUAUCUCUGCCCUUUCCAAUCAUAGUGCCUCCUCUCUCACUGAUCACACCGGAACACCUCCAUCUAAACGUACAAAUGGACUUCUGUUACUGCGCUCACCUGGUCCAGAAGAUUUUAAGAAAAAGAAAGGCUGGUCAUCCUCUACUAAAGGCCAGAAGUCUAUCAGUUCUUCCCAAGAAAGUAAAACAGAGCUUUCAUCUAGUCCUCUUAAGGCAGAGAGUAGAAGGCAAGCUUGUGACAAUUUAGUCAGAAGUGAACCCUCUCCUGACAACACUGAGGCAAUAUCCUACUCUCCUCUGUCUGAGUUCCCUGCUGAGAUCGAAGUCAUUAACAGUGGACCUAGAAAAGCUCUUUUUGAUAAUGAUGCAUCUGAAAAUGACGACUCUAUGCUUCUGUUCAGUGACAGGUUCUCAAGUGACGAUGAGCUCUUCUCUGAAUUUAUAGAUAAUCUUGAAACCAAUAAGGUGCCAGUAGCUUUCUCAAACACCCAGCUGGAGCCAAUUAUAGCAGCGAGUAAUCAGCUAGCUGCUUCUUCAGUUGCUGAAAACAGAGCUGAUUCCACAGGUGAAACACAAGUGCACGGUACAUUUGCUUGUGAAAUCAGUCCAUGUAAAAGUAGUAUUCAGUCUCCACAGAGUAUUGUUUUAGAGCGGCUGCGAGAAACUCUUCUAAACUCAGAUAACCUGCAUUCCAAUAACUUUACUGACAGCAGUAUUCAAUCAGAGCAUCCUCAGUCAGGUUCGCCUCAAGUUCCUUCAUCUCAAACCUCUGUUGUUCCAAGAUCUCAAAAUAUGGCGCCUCAGAAGUGCCAGAGCAAGGCAGGUCAGGCCUCCUGUCUGAAGCAGAUGGACAUUGGAGUGUUUUUUGGGCUCAAACCCCUCAAAAAGAAGGAGAAUGAGAACAACAGUGGGCCAAGUGAACUCAAUGGGACCUCGAGUGCAGCUCCUGGUGAGAACUCAGGACAGAGAAAACAGAGGAGGAGAGACAGACAGAGAAAGACUGACACAACCGCAGAUACCUCACAAAGCACAGUGACUGUUACAAGCAGCGAUGCAACAGAUGUUCAGGGAGAAGCAGGAAGAGGUGGGAACAGAGGAUGGAGAAGAAGAAGGUGGAACAGAGGAAAAGGUGAAGGAGAAGACCUUCCACGUUGUCCGUUCUACAAGAAGAUUCCAGGCACAAAGUUUGUCAUAGAUGCCUUUCAGUACGGACUGAUUGAGGGCAUCACAGCCUACUUCCUCACUCAUUUCCACUCAGACCAUUACGGAGGGUUGACAAAGAAGUGCACAUAUCCAAUCUACUGUAACAGAAUCACAGGGAAUCUGGUGAAGAGCAAGCUGAGGGUGGCAGAGCAAUAUGUCCACAUCCUUCCCAUGAACACUCAGGUCACUGUAGAUGGAGUCAAGGUCAUUCUCCUGGACGCCAACCAUUGUCCAGGAGCUGCCAUGUUGCUGUUCUUCCUGCCUGAUGGACAGACGGUCCUCCACACCGGAGAUUUCAGGGCUGAUUCCUCAAUGGAGAUGUACCCUGAGUUACUCAGCUGCAGGGUGCAGACUCUAUACCUGGACACCACGUAUUGCAGUCCUGAGUAUACGUUCCCUAAACAGCAAGAGGCCAUCAACUUUGCAGCGAGCACAGCCUUUGAGUUGGUGACUCUCCACCCACGUACCCUCGUAGUGUGCGGAUCCUACUCUGUGGGAAAAGAGAAGGUCUUUUUGGCGUUGGCAGAGGUCCUGGGGUCUAAAGUGUGCCUUUCCCGGGACAAAUACAACACCAUGUGCUGUCUGGAGUCAGAACAAGUCAAACAACGAAUAACCACUGAUUGGAAGGCAGCUCGGGUCCACGUGCUGCCCAUGAUGCAGCUCUCCUUCAAAAAACUGCAGGAUCACCUGGCACGCUUUACAGGACAGUAUGAUCAGCUGGUGGCCUUCAAACCCACAGGCUGGACCUUCAGCCAGCAGGUGGAAUCAGUGCAAGAUAUUCAGCCUCACCGAAGUGGCAAUAUCUCUAUCUAUGGAAUUCCCUACAGUGAACACAGCAGCUUUCUGGAGUUGAAACGUUUCGUCCAGUGGCUCCAGCCCCUCAAGAUAAUCCCUACAGUCAAUAACGGCAGCUGGGCUAGCAGGAAAGCUAUGGAGAAGUGUUUUAGCGAGUGGCUCACGGAAACUAAAGCUAAACUGUAACUUAUGUCUGUCGUUCAUAACAGCAAAAACAAAACAUUCAUCAACAUG
This is a messenger RNA of Scomber japonicus (chub mackerel), 2961 nucleotides long. It is a transcript of the gene dclre1a, whose product is annotated as DNA cross-link repair 1A (PSO2 homolog, S. cerevisiae). Gene Ontology annotation, biological process: double-strand break repair via nonhomologous end joining; interstrand cross-link repair; protection from non-homologous end joining at telomere. Gene Ontology annotation, molecular function: 5'-3' DNA exonuclease activity; damaged DNA binding. The record is from RefSeq and is a predicted model, not a curated record. The coding region runs from base 82 to 2913 and encodes 943 amino acids. The transcript has 9 exons. NCBI's taxonomy places the organism in Eukaryota, Metazoa, Chordata, Actinopteri, Scombriformes, Scombridae.